Molecule: messenger RNA, 948 nt
Organism: Cyclopterus lumpus (lumpfish)
Lineage: Eukaryota; Metazoa; Chordata; Actinopteri; Perciformes; Cyclopteridae
Product: olfactory receptor 6N2-like
Exons: 1
Coding region: 1-948 (315 amino acids)
Biological process (GO): G protein-coupled receptor signaling pathway
Cellular component (GO): membrane
Molecular function (GO): G protein-coupled receptor activity; olfactory receptor activity
Source: RefSeq, a predicted model, not a curated record
AUGAGUAAUACAUCUAAUAUAGUUGUAUUUUCACUGUCUGGCUUCAGCGCCACUGCCAACUACAAAAUAACCAUUUUCUCUCUCACUUGUCUUUGUUAUUGUCUAAUUGUCUGUGUUAACAUGUCUCUCAUUUUAACUAUAAUAUUGGAUCAAAACUUACACGAACCCAUGUAUGCUUUUAUAUGUAAUCUCUGCAUCAAUGUACUUUAUGGGACUGCAGGCUUUUAUCCUAAAUUUGUCUAUGAUCUUCUGUCUGAUAUUCAAAUUAUAUCAUAUGAAGGAUGCCUUUUACAAAUCUUUGUGAUAUACACAUAUGCAACAAUUGAUUUUUCUGUUUUAGCUGUUAUGGCCUAUGACAGAUAUGUGGCUAUAUGUCAACCCCUGCAUUAUCACUCUGUAAUGUCUGUGCGAAGGACUGCAGUUUUAAUUGUAUUGUCCUGGCUGGUGCCUUUCUGCUGUGAAGUUAUAGUUAUAACCAUGACAUCUACAUUGAAAUUAUGUGACUCCCACAUAGAUAAACUCUACUGUGAGAACUGGUCAAUUGUCAAACUAGCUUGUAGUACAACGCCAGCAAACAACAUUGUUGGAUUGAUUAUUAUUGUUUUUUAUUGUGUGCAUGUCCUCUUCAUUGUGUGUUCUUAUGUGCGGUUGGUAAAAUCAGCUUUAAAAUCCAGAGAGGGGAGGAGAAAGUUUAUACAGACAUGUGUGCCACAUUUGUUAUGUCUGCUUAAUGUCACUGCUGCUUUGCUUUUUGAUGUUAUGUACUCUAGGUAUGGAUCAGCAUCCGUGCCCCAGAGUCUGAGGAAUUUCAUGGCUAUACAAUUUCUCAUGAUGCCCUCUCUUCUCAACCCUAUAAUAUAUGGCCUGAUCCUGACCAAAAUUCGAUACAGAAUGGUGACAUUGUGUAUGAAGGCAGGUCAGAGAUUUAAGUUGAGACUGAAGGCUUGA